This is a messenger RNA of Tripterygium wilfordii, 906 nucleotides long. Its product is annotated as E3 ubiquitin-protein ligase RDUF2-like. The record is from RefSeq and is a predicted model, not a curated record. Lineage: Eukaryota; Viridiplantae; Streptophyta; Magnoliopsida; Celastrales; Celastraceae. Bases 176 to 673 code for a protein of 165 amino acids. Gene Ontology annotation, cellular component: cytoplasm. Gene Ontology annotation, molecular function: ubiquitin protein ligase activity. The transcript has a single exon. Gene Ontology annotation, biological process: protein ubiquitination.
UUCAAUAGAUUCACAAAUCUUUGAUCAUAUGUUAGUAGGAAUAGGAUUGUUUGAAUUGAGCGAUUUACCUUCCUAGAAGGACUAGGAUUCCAAAACCCAACAAUAUUUAUAUGUCUUUGCCUCUGCAACUCUUCAAUUCGUUCUUCCUUUCGUCGAUUUGCAAGCUAACGUUUACAUGGGUUCUCUGCCUGUUCGUGACAUACAGCUUUUGACCCAGACAGAGACAACAGAAGCACAACAGAGACAGAGAGAGCGUGAAGAGUGUAGGAGACAAUUGAUGGAGGACGCGGAGAGAUUGAUGGAGGAAGGCGAGAGACUGCAAGCGCAAUUCGAUGGGGUUGGUAAUGGUAUGCCGAUGCCGGAGGAGGAGGAGGAUGAAGAAGAGGACGUGGAGGAAGAGAUAUUGGAAGAAAGCGUGAGGCAAGAAAUUGCUGUUGCUGGUUCUCAUGGUAUGGUUCCGGCCACCAUAAAAUCCAUACUUUCCUUGGAGAGAGUUGGAGUUGAUGAUGCCGAAGAAGAUUAUUCAUGUGCAAUCUGCUUGGAGGAAUUGGCUUCUGGGUCGAAGGUAUGUCGCAUGCCUUGCUCUCAUGGAUUUCAUGAUGGGUGCAUAGUUAGAUGGUUGAUGACACGCCAUUGUUGCCCAAUGUGCCGUUAUGAGUUGCCAACUUAUUGAUUGCUGGGAUAAUCAGUUCUUGUUUAUUUUUCUAAGUAAAUUUUAUUGGUGGUCUAGAUAGGCAAACGAAUCGUGCUUACAAGGUCGGUGUAGUGCGCUAUGUGGCCAUUGUAUAAGGUGUUCGAUAAAAUGCCUCAAUGGUUUGCUUCAUAUAGAGGUGCAGUGGUUAGUGGUUGAACAAAGAGCAAUUGUUGCCCACCUAUCCUAUAUUGUUCUGAGAUAUCACAACCAAA